Molecule: messenger RNA, 1778 nt
Organism: Suricata suricatta (meerkat)
Lineage: Eukaryota; Metazoa; Chordata; Mammalia; Carnivora; Herpestidae
Gene: CNN2
Product: calponin 2
Exons: 9
Coding region: 1-1065 (354 amino acids)
Biological process (GO): actomyosin structure organization
Molecular function (GO): actin binding
Source: RefSeq, a predicted model, not a curated record
AUGGCGGCGGCAGCAGCGGCCGGGCGUCGGCUAAGCUCCCAGCCAGGCUCGCAGCCCCGAGCCAGCCCGGACCACCCGAUUCCCCCCGGGGCCAGCCCUUGCGGGAUAAAACAACAAAGAAGAGCAGGUCUCUCCAGUGCAGAGAAGACCAAGGUGCCGAGGGGCGCGGGUGCAGGUCCCGGAAGGAGCCUGGAACAGCUCCAGUCCAAAUAUGACCCCCAGAAGGAGGCUGAGCUCCGGAGCUGGAUCGAGGGACUCACCGGCCUCUCCGUGGGGCCCGACUUCCAGAAGGGUCUCAAAGACGGCGUCAUCUUGUGCACACUCAUGAACAAGCUCCAGCCGGGCUCCGUCCCCAAGAUCAACCGCUCCAUGCAGAACUGGCACCAGCUGGAAAACCUCUCCAACUUCAUCAAGGCCAUGGUCAGCUACGGCAUGAACCCCGUGGACCUGUUCGAGGCCAACGACCUGUUCGAGAGCGGGAACAUGACCCAGGUGCAGGUGUCACUCCUCGCCCUGGCCGGGAAGGCCAAGACUAAGGGGCUGCAGAGCGGUGUGGACAUUGGUGUCAAAUACUCGGAGAAGCAGGAACGCAAUUUCGAUGAUGCCACCAUGAAGGCCGGCCACUGCGUCAUUGGGCUCCAGAUGGGCACGAACAAGUGUGCCAGCCAGUCGGGCAUGACGGCUUAUGGCACGAGAAGGCAUCUGUACGACCCCAAGAACCACAUCCUGCCGCCCAUGGACCACUCCACCAUCAGCCUCCAGAUGGGCACCAACAAGUGUGCCAGCCAGGUGGGCAUGACGGCCCCCGGGACUCGGCGGCACAUCUACGACACCAAGCUGGGGACGGACAAGUGUGACAACUCCUCCAUGUCCCUGCAGAUGGGUUACACGCAGGGCGCCAACCAGAGUGGCCAGGUGUUUGGCCUGGGCCGGCAGAUCUACGACCCCAAGUAUUGCCCGCAGGGCCCUGUGGCUGAUGGGGUUGGAGGGGCUGCAGGCGGCGGCCCAGGCCCAGAGGAGGCCCCGGAUUACGCCCCCUACCACCAAGAGGAGGCGGGCCACUGAGGCCCCCUGCUGGCGUCUCCCCACAUCACCCUGUCUGCUUUCAGGGUUUUUCGGGUUUUCUUUUGUUUUUCUGCUUCUCUUCCAGCGGCCCCCUAGGGUCUGUGGGGAAGGGGCGGAGCCACAUGCAGAUAUGGGCGGUGGGCGGGGUGCCAGAGUUUCCCUACUGGCUUUGGCCUGACCUUGGGGGAAGGUGUUGCGGGAAGAAACUUGCGCAGGGAGGGACCUGCCCCCUAAUGGCUUCCGGUGGCCUCUCCCUCUCUUCCCUUUUCUCUGCCGAUCAGUUUGCGGUUUCUGUACCCAGAGAAGCUCCGGGCAGUUUUAACGAAAAAAAAAAAAGUUUUUGCAAGGGAGUGGGGGCGGGGUGGGGAUGGUGGAAGGGGCUGCCCCCGAAGGAAGCAGGCCCCCUGGGAGAGGGUCGGGCCACAGUCCCGAUUGUGAGGCCCUGGAUUUCCGUAGCACUCAGCACCGCCCCCCCCCCCCGUAGGUACCCCAGGGCCUAGUGGAGAAACUGAGACCCAGGCAGGACACAAAGCCAGGCCCGCCCUCCACCCUUCCCCGACUUGUCCCCAUUCCUCUGCCAAGUACUGCACAGGGAUCCCCACCCAGAGGUCCUCCCUGGGGACUGGCCCCCAUCCAGGAGCCCUGGGACCAAGAGAUAAUGUGAAAUGUUAACUGUGGACCAAACGCAAUAAAAACCUCUUUUUAGGAAGGAA